Molecule: messenger RNA, 964 nt
Organism: Mangifera indica (mango)
Lineage: Eukaryota; Viridiplantae; Streptophyta; Magnoliopsida; Sapindales; Anacardiaceae
Product: short-chain dehydrogenase reductase 3b-like
Exons: 2
Coding region: 75-869 (264 amino acids)
Source: RefSeq, a predicted model, not a curated record
CGCAGGAGGCCAUCAAGACACACACAACUUGGAGCUCGUUCUUGCAUUAGAGAGCUAUCGUCCAAGAGGCGUCAAUGUCUAAAUUAAGGUUAGAGGGAAAGGUAGCUAUCAUCACAGGAGCGGCCAGUGGAAUUGGAGAAGCCGCUGCAAAACUUUUCGCUGAACACGGGGCCUUUGUUAUCAUCGCAGAUAUCCAAGAUGAAUUGGCAAACCAAGUAGCUGCUUCAAUAGGCCCCGAUAAAGCUUGUUAUCGUCGUUGUGAUGUGACAGACGAGAAGCAGAUUGAAGAAACAGUGGCAUAUGCAAUAGAGAAGUACGGCACCCUUGAUAUCAUGUAUAGCAAUGCUGGGAUCAUUGGUCCCUUGGGGAGUAUCCUAGACAUGGAAAUAGAUCAAUUUGACAACACCAUAGCUGUAAAUUUGCGGGGUUCAGUGUUAGCCGUGAAACAUGCAGCACGAGCAAUGGUGGCUAACAAAAUUCGAGGCUCAAUAAUUUGCACCGGCAGUGUUGCUUCAAGUUUAGGUGGAAGUGGGCCUCAUGCGUAUACCAUGUCAAAGCAUGGUCUAUUAGGUCUUGUUCGAGCAGCUGCAGGUGAGCUCGGGAGGCAUGGGAUCAGAGUGAACUGUGUUUCUCCUUCUAUAGUUGCCACACGUCUGGGAAGUAAGGUAUCAAAUUUGGAUCCAAGCACGAUAGAAGCCAUGAAUGCUCAAAUAGCCAACUUGAAAGGAUUUGUGUUGAAGGCUGAACAUGUUGCACAGACUGCACUUUUUCUUGCCUCCGACGAAUCUCUUUACAUAAGUGGGCACAACCUCGCUGUUGAUGGGGGAGUCUCUGUUAUCAGUAAUAUUUUGUCGACGCUCAAACGUUAAUCCAUCCAUGUUUAUUGUUUCGCAUUGUCGCAAUGAUCUGUUGUUCUUAAAUGAAUCUAUAUAUGCAGCAUCAACUAUCAAUCAUGUUCCCUUUC